This is a messenger RNA of Cherax quadricarinatus, 4040 nucleotides long. Lineage: Eukaryota; Metazoa; Arthropoda; Malacostraca; Decapoda; Parastacidae. The record is from RefSeq and is a predicted model, not a curated record.
AUGACCUCCCAGGCUUCAAAAGAUUUACCUGGACUGGAGGCAGUGAGGCGCCACCUGAGUCUCGGCUCUGUGAGUGAAGGGCUGGUGGGAAGCGUGGUCCCCGGCGCAGAGACGUGUGCUGUCAUGAAGGAGGGUGGCGAGAGUGACAAGGACCCAGGCACCGCCGCCCUCACCCACAAAACGGGCGGCGCCGACCUGGGCAUCAGCCUGGGGGCACAUCUGGGGGCGAGCCGGCACCUGGCGGGAGGACACCAUCACCGUCACCACCACCUCGGCGGCGGGGGUGGCCUUGCGGGGUUCCCUGGCCUGCAUCACCCGCUGCAACUGGCCGCACUCUCCUCGCAGCAACAAGCAGCGGCCGCCGCUGGCAUGCUCUACCCAUCUUUACUCGGCGCCAACCUAAACCCAGCAACGCUGAUGGCGUCUCUGGCAGCGGCUAGAUCGAGUCAUCAGUUCCUUGGACAACCACCUUCAGGACCACCGCCUGGCAUGGCCCCAACAACUACCACCCUGGCCAGCCUGCACGCCACGCUGGCCGCCGCAGACACAUCCCGCCAACGAGACCUCCUGGCCACUAUGGCCGCUGCUGACUCUGCACGACAGCGCGAUCUUCUAGCAACCCUCUCCAAGCUAGCAACUACCUCAGCCAACACAUAUUUACCUCACCAUGACUCUCCAGUCAAGCCAGAUUCAUCUGCGAUGGAUUCCGGAAGACACGGAAGCCCGAUGUCGCCAGCAUCAUUUUCUUCGUCCAGUGGCCUCGGUGGCUCGCCUUCCCUUGCGCCGCCCAUCACCCAUCCAAACCUUGUUUGUGCCAACAUGGCCGCCAGUAUCACCACGGGAGGACUCGGGUCGGAGACGCCAUCUCCCACGGCAGGCUCGUCGCCUCCUGGUAGCAAUGGUCGCCUUGAUCUUUACAUGAGCACUACGCCUACGCGAAAAUCAUCAAAUGGCCGCCCAGAUCGAAUUUUUACGUGCAAGAUUUGUAAUCGAAGCUUUGGUUAUAAGCAUGUGCUUCAGAACCACGAGCGGACUCACACAGGUGAAAAACCAUUUGAGUGUAAAGAGUGCCACAAAAGGUUUACGAGAGAUCAUCACCUCAAGACUCACAUGAGGCUUCAUACAGGAGAAAAGCCUUACCACUGUACACACUGCGACCGCCAAUUCGUCCAAGUCGCCAACCUUCGACGUCACCUGCGUGUUCAUACAGGAGAGCGACCGUAUUCCUGCGAGUUGUGCUCUUCCCGGUUUUCAGAUUCAAACCAGCUCAAGGCUCACAUGCUUAUUCACAAAGGAGAGAAACCAUUUGAGUGUGGUCGGUGUUCGGGACGGUACAGACGGCGUCACCACCUCAUGCACCACAAGUGUCCAAAUGAUCCCGAAAAUGACAGGCGAUUAGACACUAUACAAUAUAGCGAAAGCGAUACCUACUCCUUGGGACCUGAAGAUGAUGAUGAUGAUGAAUUCAACGAGGAAGAUUUGCCUCCCCCAGCGACGCUACUGGAUGAUGAGCCGCUACAGUUAGAGAAACGGCGGGAGAGAAAAAGUCGUGAUCCUCGUCGAGUGAUCAGUCAUCCCAUGAACGAAGUGAUGAGCAGUGUUCGUCUGGUGGGCACGGCUCACCUGCUCCGUGGCUUGCACUCUGCCUUGCCCGAGCAAACAGAACCCGAGGAUUUGAGUGUAGCUGGCACUCGCGGUCGCAACAGAAAUUAUUCGGGCAUGUCGGCUGUGUCUAGCGUGUCGGGGUUCCCAGUGAGUGAGCUCGACUACUCUCGGGAUUCGCUAAGCGCCACCAGGGAAGACGACGCUAGCGAAGGCGUCGGUGACUCCAGGUUCCCACGACAAUGCGAGGACGAGGAGCCCAUGUCCUCGCAGACGUGAAGAACGCCAACCCUUCUCCAGUAGUUCGUCCUGACACAACGACUCAACAGAACCCUCCAACCAACCUUUGGAGCGCCCUACAUGCACACGCCCCUGUACGCCCACGCCACACACCGCCAAGGUGCUGUGUGCCACCUACGCCCUUCGCUUGGCGCCUCUUGUUGGAGUUGAAAGAUUAUAUAUAUAUUGGGCGCCAAGCGACGUGCAAGGUGCCGCCCCUGUCCAUAAAUAUUCUGAAACGUUGCCUUCCACUUUUCUUCUUUUUGUAAGUGUUUUCAACCGUUGAUGCGGGAGAUGAGAGGCCAACCUCUGCUGUCCUACCUCUCUGGCCUCACACACCAGUACCCAACCCGCCAAAUUCUCAGCCUGAAACUAAUCUGACGAUUUUCUAAUGAUAUCUCCGAUGGAGAAGAUUCGCACCCCGCGGUCGCCCUUUUCUAGACUGUGAUCAUUUUAAAGGUCUCGAAGCUCUUUAUCCACAAAAAUCGCACACAUUUUCAAAAAUAUUGAAUGAGGAGAGUCGAGUAAACAACUUUCCCGACAUAAUUUGACUCAGGGUGAUCCCAAACUGUGACUUUAAUAACAUAAUUUAGAAUCAACUCAAAUGUUGUCUGGUGAAAGAAGGAUUCUCACGCUUCAUCCAUAACCCUCUCCCCUUCACACACAAGCACAGGUAUCUAAUCUCCCAUAGGCAGGCACAUACACGUAUAUACAAAUACACAAGCGAGGACCGAUGAGUCAUGUACAGUGGUUGUUGUACAAGCUGCACUGAUACACACAUCAUGUGCAAGAAGACACAUACACACUUAUGAUUUUUCCUUUAAUGCAUAACUCGAUACAUACCCCGCCUACACAUACACAUACUCUCACGAUUUAUCUAACUUUCUAAUUUAUUGUCCAACUUCUACUAUUAUCAGUAUGUAUGUAAAUUUAAGAUCUUUAAUAUUUUAAGUAUAAACGCGAGAAUUAUUAUUAUUAUUAUUAUUAUUAUUAUUAUUAUUAUUAUUAUUAUACUCAACAUGGGAGGUUCCUUGACAGUGGUAAUGGACGUUCGACCUCAACUAGGUGGUAAUCAUGCUCAGUUCAAGGAUGGGGAGGGUAGAUCGAACUUCUUGGAUCGAAAGCACUUUACGAGCAGCCAGGCAAACCCUUUGAAAGUACAUUGAGAGUCAAGUGCCGGAGACUGGGAGGUAGGUAGUGUGGUGACCCCUCAAGUCUACAACCACAGUGUGUUCGUACGUAGCAUCAUCACUGUUAAUAAAACACCAUCACUGUUAAUACCACACCGUCACUGCUAAUACCACACCAUCACUGUUAAUACCACACCAUCACUGUUAAUAUCACACCAUUACUGCUAAUAUCACACCAUUACUAAUACCAUACCAUCACUGCUAAUACCACACCAUCACUGCUAAUAUCGCACCAUCACUGCUAAUACCACGCCAUCACUGCUAAUAUCACACCAUCACUGCUAAUACCACACCACCACUGCUAAUACCACACCAUUAUUGCUAAUAUCACACCAUCACUGCUAAUACCACACCAUCACUGCUAAUACCACACCAUUACUGAUAAUACCACACCAUCACAGCUAAUACCAUACAAUCACUGCUGAUACCACACCAUCACUGCUAAUACCACACCACUGCUAAUACCACAUAAUCACUAAUACCACAUAAUCACUACUAAUAACACACCAUCACUGCUGAUACCACACCAUCACUGUUAAUAUCAUACCAUCACUGCUAAUACCACACCAUCACUGCUAAUACCACACCAUUACUGCUAAUAUCACACCAUCACUGCUAAUACCACACCAUUACUGCUAAUACCACACCAUUACUGCUAAUACCACACCAUUACUGGUAAUACCACACCAUCACCGCUAAUACCAUACAAUCACUACUGAUACCACACCAUCACUGAUAGUACCACACCAUCACUGCUAAUACCACACCACUGCUAAUACCACAUAAUCACUACUAAUAACACCAUCACUGCUAAUACCACACCAUCACUGCUAAUAUCAUACCAUCACUGCUAAUAUCACACCAUCACUGCUAAUACCACACCAUUACUGCUAAUAUCACACCAUCACUGCUAAUACCACACCAUCACUGCUAAUACCACACCAUCACUGCUAAUACCAUACAAUCACU